Messenger RNA from Mytilus trossulus (common blue mussel), 768 nucleotides. RefSeq lists its product as uncharacterized. The record is from RefSeq and is a predicted model, not a curated record. The coding region runs from base 1 to 768 and encodes 255 amino acids. The transcript is spliced from 6 exons. Lineage: Eukaryota; Metazoa; Mollusca; Bivalvia; Mytilida; Mytilidae.
AUGCCGAAAAGUUCUGCAGAGGGGUAUUCAUGCUAUAAACUCAAAGUCGAUGAUGUAUUAUGGAAAAAAAUUCGUUGGAAUAAAGACUUAACUAACAGGUUAUGUAAAGGUUACUGUAAAGAUGCUGCUAGUAAUUAUGCAUAUUCUGGAACAGUUCACACACAGUGCUAUUGUCGGGAAACGGAACCGUUGGCGAUACAAAAAGUUGAUGAUGAUAAAUGUACUUAUACAUGUCCAGGUGACAAUGGAGACAUUUGUGGAGAUGUCGACAACGGUUACCGGAUUACUGUCUCAAAAAUAGAUUCUGCAGAGAGGUAUUCAUGCUAUAAAUUUGAUACAUUAUGGGGAACACCUCAUCGGAUUUUAAACCUAACUAACGGGUUAUGUGAACGUAACUGUAAUGAUGCAUAUUCUGGAACAUAUAGGCCAUACUGCUAUUGUCGGAAAACGGAACCGUCGGCGUAUUACAAAGUUGAUGAUGAUGAAUGUGCUAUUGAAUGUCCAGAUCGAACAACUGUUACUAUGACCGAGAAAAAUACCCAAGGGACUAGUAAACCAUCUGUGUCUACAAGAGUCUCAGCUAUGACAGAGUUCAUGAACAUGAUAACUAGCGACACAUCAUCGGCAAUAGCUACGAAAAGUACGCAUUAUACUACACAGGAUUUAUCAAGUACAACAUCUCAAAAUGCAAAUAAUGAUAUUUCAUCUGUUAUUAUUGAGACUUCAACACCAGGAACAACAGGUAUUGCAUAUGGUUACGCAAAGUAA